Molecule: messenger RNA, 10684 nt
Organism: Arachis duranensis
Lineage: Eukaryota; Viridiplantae; Streptophyta; Magnoliopsida; Fabales; Fabaceae
Product: chromatin structure-remodeling complex protein SYD
Exons: 36
Coding region: 119-10585 (3488 amino acids)
Biological process (GO): positive regulation of transcription by RNA polymerase II
Cellular component (GO): nucleus
Molecular function (GO): ATP binding; DNA binding; histone binding
Source: RefSeq, a predicted model, not a curated record
GUGCGACGGUGUAGAACCGCGUUUGAGGGGUUUCGUUCUUUCAUUGAUCAGUGCAAAGAACGGAAAGGGUGCGUUUGGAGUACACUCUUCUUCUCCUUCUCCGAUCAGGAUAAAUGAGAUGGCCUCUUCGCAAAAUGUUGAGUUGGAGGCAGCUAAGUUUCUGCACAAACUCAUCCAAGAUUCUAAAGAUGAGCCAGCUAAGUUGGCUACUAAACUCUGCGUGAUACUACAACACAUGAAAUCAAGUGGGAAGGAACAUUCAAUGCCAUAUCAAGUGAUAUCAAGGGCAAUGGAGACUGUCAUCAAUCAGCAUAAUCUUGAUAUUGAAGCAUUGAAGUCUUCACGUCCUCCUUCUUCUGGUGCUGGUAGUUCUCAAAGAGGAACUUCACAGGCAGUGGGUGUUGCUACGGAUUCAAGAGCGGGGUUGCCUGAAAAUGUGAUGCCCAAAAUGGAUUCCUUUGCUUCUGGCCGGCCACCAUAUCCCCCAAGUAUUGGAGCACCUGAUCAUUAUCAAGGAUCUGCGGCUCAGAGGAGUGGUCAGUCUUUUGAUCAUGGAAGUCCGUCUAGUUUAGAUUCUAGGUCUGCUAACUCACAAUCACGGGAUAGACGAGAUACUACUAAUUUGGACAAACAGGUGAAUCAAAAGGAUGGUAGAAAAGCUACCUCAAAGAGAAAGAGGGGGGAUACAUUGUCACCUGCAGAACCACACGUUGACAUUCCUUCUCAUCUUGAUCAGCGAAAUACUGCUAAUACGAGGAAGGGUAAAAUGACCAAGGCUGAAUCAUCAGAUGGUCUUCCAGUUAGAAGUGGAGAGCUGACUAACUUUAACAGGGUUCCAAGUAGUAGUCAAAUGCAAAGGGCCAACCAAGAAGGCCCAACAAAGAUUGGCAAUCCAGUGCCAUGUGCUCCGAAUUCUAAAUAUCCAGAAGAUACAGAGGUUUCCUCUGCUCAUAUUGCUUCUGGUAAACUUCAAGGUGCUCAUCCUAUGGUUCAUGGAGGGAUGGGGGUUGCCACUAGUGCAUACCCAAUGACUGAAUCAGUUCUCUCGAGUUCAAUGCGGCAUGGUGGGAUGCUUGGGCAUUAUAGUGGAAGUUCUACUACUUCAGCUGAUGAACCUAAAAUAGGCCUGACUGACAGGCAUAGUAGUAACUCAGAAAUAACUAUGCUUAGACAAGGGGUUCCUCCCAGAGAUAUGGCAAGAUCCACGAUUGGUAGAUCAUCUGGUGUGCCUUUCAAAGAGCAACAGUUGAAACAGCUCCGAGCUCAGUGCCUUGUUUUUCUAGCAUUUAGAAAUGGUUUAGCACCAAAGCAACUACAUCUUGAAAUUGCUCUUGGAACUGCUUUUUCUAGAGAAGGAAAGGAUCAUACUGACCACAAAGGGAAGUCACAAUCUUCUGUUGAAUUGGGUACCUCGUCAGGGGCCAUGAUGCCUUUUGGAGGUCUGAACAAUAUGAGACAACCUGAUAAUAAUAACUCUUCAGGGUCCCCUUCUGCUGGAAAAUCUCUGGAAGCUACGUCAUUCUCCAAGGGAACUGAGAGUGCAAUAAUGACUGGGGACAAAGGUAUUCUUUCUGAAGAAAGGAAACAUCUCCUAGCUGUCAAAAAAGUAGAGCUUGAAAAGCAAAUUCAAGAAAGAGCUGGUGCACAAGCUUCGUCAGCUACUUCUUUUCAGCAGCAAGAUUCCUCUAGUACAAAGGGUGAUGUUGACAGUGGUAAUCUUCAGGUUGGACUGUCCAACCGACCUUCCUCUGUCAUUGGGCUGAAUAAGCAGAUGAAUCCUGAGAUAAAUGGCUUUACCGGAUUUGCUAGUUCUGAUGAGGCUUCAGAAGGACCCUCGCAAGUCUCUUCUCUUCAGCAUGAGUUGCCAAUAGAAAGAAGAGACAAUGUUGUUAAUCAGUUUCAAAAUAUGGUUAACAGUGGUGGUUCUCGAAACCAUCAUUCUCUAAACCACUUGACGUAUGCUUUGAAAGAGCACUUGAAACCUGUUCCAGGGACUGGCAUUGAUCCCCAGGGAGCAAGCUUGAUGAAGGAUGCAGAUUUAUUAGCGAAAAAUGUUUCUUCAGAUGGGUUCAAAACAGUUCCUGUUAAUGAUGCAUCAAGACAUGAUGCCACUUUUUCUACAGACAUAGAAGAGAAUGGGAGGUUACCUCCUCCAAAAUAUACAAUGUCAGGAAGGUGGAUUAUGGAUCAGCAGAAAAAGAGGCUUCUAGUUCAGCAAAACUGGGUACAAAAACAACAAAAAACAAAGCAAAUAAUGACCACAUGUUUCCUCAAGCUAAAGGAAAAUGUGAGCUCAUCUGAGGAUAUAUCUGCUAAAACAAAAAGCGUCAUAGAGUUGAAGAAACUUCAAUUAUUAGACCUCCAGCGCCGUCUCCGCAGUGAUUUUCUGAAUGAUUUUUUCAAACCAAUUACAACUGAGAUGGAACAGUUGAAAUCGGUUAAGAAGCAUAGGCAUGGUAGAAGGGUCAAACAACUAGAAAGGUAUGAGCAUAAAAUGAGGGAAGAACGUCAAAAAAGAAUCCGUGAAAGACAGAAGGAGUUUUUCAGUGAGAUAGAAGUCCACAAGGAAAAGCUUGAUGAUGUGUUCAAAAUCAAAAGGGAACGGUGGAAGGGUGUCAAUAGAUAUGUGAAAGAGUACCAUAAAAGAAAAGAGCGCAUUCAUCGUGAGAAGAUUGAUAGGAUCCAGCGGGAGAAGAUUAAUUUGUUGAAAAUAAACGAUGUGGAAGGUUAUCUACGGAUGGUUCAGGAUGCGAAAUCUGAUCGUGUGAAGCAACUUCUUAAAGAGACCGAGAAGUAUCUCCAAAAGCUUGGUUCCAAGCUACAAGAAGCAAAGACUGCAGCAGGUCGCUUUGAACAUGAUAUUGAUGAGGCACAAUGUGGCAGUUUUCUUGAUAAGAGUGAAUCUACUCUUGAAAAUGAGGAUGAAGGUGAUCAGGCCAAGCAUUAUCUGGAAAGCAAUGAGAAAUAUUAUAUGAUGGCACACAGUGUAAAGGAGAGCAUUGCAGAGCAGCCAUCUUGUUUGAAGGGCGGAAAAUUGAGGGAGUAUCAAAUGAAUGGCCUGAGGUGGCUUGUUUCCUUAUAUAACAACCACUUGAAUGGAAUCCUCGCAGAUGAAAUGGGACUGGGCAAAACUGUUCAGGUUAUUUCUCUAAUUUGCUACCUGAUGGAAAGUAAAAAUGAUAGGGGGCCAUUUCUUGUGGUUGUGCCCUCUUCUGUUCUACCUGGUUGGGAUUCAGAAAUCAACUUUUGGGCUCCUGAUGUACAUAAAAUUGUCUAUGCUGGACCACCUGAGGAGCGACGUCGGUUAUUUAAGGACAGGAUUGUUCACCAGAAAUUCAAUGUCCUCCUGACAACAUAUGAAUAUCUAAUGAACAAGCAUGACAGACCAAAGCUUAGCAAAAUACACUGGCAUUAUAUAAUAAUUGAUGAGGGCCAUCGCAUAAAAAAUGCUUCUUGCAAGUUGAAUGCUGACUUAAAACACUAUCAGAGUUCUCAUAGAUUGUUGUUAACUGGAACUCCAUUGCAGAACAAUCUUGAGGAACUAUGGGCGCUACUUAACUUCUUGUUACCUAACAUAUUUAAUUCAUCUGAGGAUUUUUCCCAGUGGUUUAAUAAGCCAUUUGAGAGUGCUGGAGAUAACUCGCCAGAUGAAGCCUUACUAUCCGAGGAGGAGAACCUCUUGAUCAUCAAUCGUCUGCACCAAGUUCUGAGACCAUUCGUACUUCGGAGGCUUAAACACAAGGUUGAAAAUGAACUUCCCGAAAAGAUUGAAAGACUUGUAAGAUGUGAGGCUUCUGCGUAUCAAAAACUUUUGAUGAAGAGAGUGGAAGAAAAUCUUGGCUCUAUUGGCACAACAAAGGCACGGUCGGUGCACAACUCUGUCAUGGAGCUUCGUAAUAUCUGCAAUCAUCCAUAUCUCAGCCAGCUUCAUGCAGAGGAGGUGGAUAACUUUAUACCUAGGCAUUAUCUACCCCCAAUUAUUAGACUUUGUGGGAAGCUUGAGAUGUUGGACCGUAUUUUACCUAAAUUGAAGGCAGCAGAUCAUCGGGUUCUUUUCUUCUCAACAAUGACUAGGCUUCUUGAUGUUAUGGAGGAAUACUUAACUCUUAAACAGCAUCGGUACCUUCGGCUGGAUGGGCAUACCUCGGGAGGUGAUCGUGGGGCCCUAAUAGACCUGUUUAACCAACCUGGUUCUCCAUAUUUUAUAUUUUUGCUCAGCAUUCGUGCUGGUGGCGUUGGAGUGAAUCUUCAAGCUGCUGACACAGUGAUUAUAUUUGACACUGACUGGAAUCCACAGGUUGACCUGCAAGCACAAGCAAGGGCUCAUAGAAUUGGUCAGAAGAAGGAUGUUUUAGUACUUCGAUUUGAAACAGUUCAAACUGUUGAAGAACAAGUCAGAGCUUCUGCUGAGCACAAACUGGGAGUUGCUAAUCAGAGCAUUACUGCUGGGUUUUUUGACAAUAAUACAAGUGCUGAGGACCGAAGAGAAUACUUGGAAUCCCUCCUGCGUGAGUGUAAGAAAGAGGAAGCGGCACCUGUAUUGGAUGAUGAUGCUUUAAAUGAUCUCUUAGCACGCAGUGAAGCAGAAAUAGAUGUGUUUGAGGCUGUUGACCAAAAAAGGCGCGAAGAUGAGAUGGCUACAUGGAAGAAGUUGGUAUCUGGGCCAGCAACUGAUGGUUCUGAGCCUAUUCCUACCCUUCCUUCACGUCUAGUUACAGAUGAAGACUUGAAACAAUUCUAUGAAGCGAUGAAGAUAUUCGAUGUGUCCAAGGAUGAAGUAGCAUCUAACGGAAUCAAGAGGAAGAGUGGAACUCCUGGGGGCCUCGAUACUCAACAUUACGGAAGGGGAAAACGUGCAAGAGAGGUGCGUUCCUAUGAAGAACAAUGGACAGAGGAGGAGUUUGAUAAGAUGUGUAAAGCUGAAUCUCCUGGAUCACCGAAAGUAAUGGAAGAAGUGAUAGAGUCCAAUUGCAAAACAAAUGCUUCUAGCUUUGCUGCAACCGCUUCUGUCACGGAGACUGCAGUGGUGCCUCCAGUGGCCCCUGCAACAUCAUCUCUUGGGAGUUUGCCUGUGCAUAAAGUCAAAGAUAUAACACCACCUGCUAAACGUGGACGUGGCAGGCCAAGAAGAAUAACCUCAGAUAAGUUGCCUGUAACUGCAGUCCCUCUGGCUACUUCCGGAACUGUUGAAGUGGACAUGCAGGUAAAGGAAGGAACUUUGCUUGGUCAAGUAGUAUUGUCAACUCUCGAAUCUAUUUCUCAUUCUUCUGAAGUUAUUGGUGUGAGUGGACCUGCGCAGCAGUCUGCUACUGGUGUUUCUCCUAAUCUGACAACUCCACCCAACUCUCAAGCAGAGGGUACUACUGUUUCUGUGCCAAUACAAACAAGAGGACAAGGCCGGAAAUCUCAAGGUGGAGGGGAGGCAACUAGACGUAGAGGGAAGAAGCAGGUUCUAGUGUUGCCUCCUGUAUCUGGGGUUUCUAUUGGUCCUGAUUUAAAGAUGAAUGAGCAGUUGGAACACAAACCCCUGAAUCCAUCUGCUGGUGAAGCUAUCUCCCAAGGUGAUACUGUUUCCUCCAGUGCUACGGUACAACAUUCAAGUACAGAACCGGGUUCUGUGACUUUAAGCAGUGGAGGUGAUAAUAAAUCUGGAGUUGGGAUUGCUCUGAGUUCUCAGCAGCCCCUUCCUUUGUCCUCUGUUACUCCUGUGCCUCAAACUGUUCCUACUUAUCCUUCUGUACCUAUACAAAAUGAUGGGCAACAUCAGAAGCCUCAAAAUGGAUCAGGAGCUCCCCGACGCAGGGGAAAGAAAAAAGCAAUGGUAUUGCCUAUUCCAGAUGUUUCAGGUAGUCAGAAUUUGCACCUUACUUCCAAUUUACAAAGCUCAUCAGGCAAUGUAUUACAUGAUAAAGCCACGGAGUUGAAAAGCUUGCAAGAUAGCCUUGUUCAGGAAUCACACAGUGUUGUCCAAGAUCAUGCAUCACAUAGUAUUGUUGAUAAGGAUUUAAAAUCAACUGAAGUAUCUGGUGAUAUAGCCAAUAAGGCAUUGGUUGAAUCAACAACUGAAGAUAAUACCAAAAGAUCUCCUGGGUUGGAAAUAGAGAAGGUUCAGAAUUCUGAUAUGCAUGGUUCUGCUUCCAUCCAUUUAUCCAAUACCCUUGUUCUGGAGAAUUCAAGGAACAAAAGUUUCUGUGACUCAACCUUGCCUGUUACAGAGGUUACAAGGGACCAACAAUUGGAGGCGAAAACUCAUCACUGUGAUGAAGCUUCAAAACCUGAUACUUUUCCAGUCCAUUCUACAAAAGAAACAAAAGGAAGUUCUAACAAGGCUGUAGAACCUAUGGCUGCACAAGCAGUUCCCAAUGCAUCAGACAAUGCUUAUCCUUCCAUAUCAGGUUCUGAAUCCAUUCAGCCAUGCCCACCUGAAUCCAUGCCAGUUAAAAGGCAAGGCCGUAAAACUCAAAAUAGAGUGGAGCCACCCCGGCGUAGGGGGAGAAAAUCAUCUUCGGCAUCUCCUGUUGUUUCUGAUUCCCUUGCUACCCAGGAUCCUAAUUUAAAUAAUGAUUUUCAGAAGUCAUCAGUAGAGUCAUCGGUGGGUAAAGUCGCUACAGAUGUCGCUCAAGCUCAAGCAUUUCAGAUCCUUUUGCCCAGUGGAGGCGCUGCUCAUGAUUUAAACACGAAAGAGGGAGCUGCCAUUUCUUCUCUAAACAAGCAGCAAAAAGUUGCACCAGGAAGGGUUGAUAGUGCACCAGUAUCCUCAGAUAAGAUUACUGCUUUUGGCCGAAUGCAAAAUGUCAAUGAUGUGGCUAGGGUUAUGAAAGAAGUUUUCUCUGGAACCUGCUUGCCAAAGCCUAAAGCAGCAGAUUCUGCUGCCGGCGAACUCUUAAAAACUAAUACUACAAUUGAUUCCAUGAAUACCCAGUUGAAUGCUGAUAAAGCAGGUUAUGAUAUAACAAAUUCGGAAGCAGCAUGUCUAACUCCAGGCAUUGCUGUGAACAUACAAGAAAAAGAAUCAGAGGGGGAAUUCAAUAAUCAGAAAUUGGAGGACAAAGCAAGUUCAGAUAUACCAAAUACUGGAGCAGUGGAUGUCUCCAAUAACAUGUGUUUGCGGGAUAAAACAGGUAAGGAGCAUGACAAGCAAUCUGAAGUAUCUGACAUGCAGAUUCUUGAGAGCAAAGAAAAUUCCGAUAUGCCAACUACUGGAGCAGUGAACAGAAAUGAAAGACAAUUAGAGGAAACAUCCACUACUCUGUAUCUUGAAGGUAAAGCAGCGUCAGACAAGCCAACUACAGGAGUAGUGGAUGCCUUCAAUUUUCAGUGUUCAGAGAAUAAAACUGAUUCUGAUAUGUCUGCUACUGAAGUAGAAUUUUUAAUUUCAGACCUUCCGGUGAAUACGCAUGAAAAGCAAUCUGUGGAAGCAUUGAAUAUUCGGAAUCUGGAGGAUAAAGCAAGUUUGGAUAUACUAACUACUGAAGCAGCCUGCCCAGACUUGGACCAUGCGGUUAACAAAUAUGACAAGGAAGUAAUGGAGGCAUCGAAUAUUCAGAUUUUGGAGGAUAAAGUGAAUUCCGAUAUGCCAACUGCUGGAGUAGUGGUUACAUCGAACGACCAGUUUUUGGAGGUUAAAGCUGGAAUGGAUGAACCUACUUCUGGAGCAGCUUGUCUAACUUCAGAUCUUUCAAUUAAUCAGCGUGAACAAUUGGAGGAAGCUUCCAGCAUUCAGAAGCCGGAUGUUGAAUCAAGUUCAGAUGUGCCAGCUACUGGGGGAGUGAGUGCCUCCAAUAUCCAAUGUUCAGAGGAUAAACCAUAUUCUGAGAUAUCAGCUGGUGAAGAUGGAUGUGCGACUGUGGACCUUGCAGUGAACGGGAAAGAAAAACAAUCAGAGGAGGAAUCCAAUAUUCAGAAUCUGGGGAAUAAAAUAAGUUCGGAUAUGCCAACCACUGGAGCAUUGUGCUUGACUCCAAUCAUUCCUACAGAUGGGAAUGUGCAGCUAUCUGAGCCUCCAUCUGAUCAAGAAAUAACUGCUUUGAAUGAGCCCCUACCUAGUGCUAUGGAGGUUGACACCCCCAUUUGUGAUGAUAUCAAAGAAAAGCAAGACCAUAUUCAACAUUGUACUAAAACUUGUUCUAAUCAGAGUGAAGUGGAGGCUCUUGAUGCAACUCCACUUAGUUCUGCAGUAAGGACUGAGUGUCUGUCUGAAUCAAGUACAAAGUCUUCACCUCUUGCUUCUUCUGGUGAAAAUAUGUCUGAUCAACCACAAGUGAUCCCAUCCUGCCCUCUGACUCCCACCGUUUCUAAGGAAUUGGUAAAUUCUCCUAUUUCUAAAUCUUGUGAAAUCAAUUACAGAAAUGAAGUCAAUUGUUCAAUGCAAGAUUCUGAUUUGCUGGAGCGAGAGUCUCAGAUAACAGUUGGAAAUAAUUCUCAAAAUGCAUUAGAACUUGCUAUAGAACAAAAUGCUUUAUCACCUUCGGAAACGGAGGCCACCAAUGUUGCAUUAAGUGGGAAGUAUUUAGAUGCUUUAAAACAUGCUGAGUUGCAUGAGAAUCCAUUAGUUAAGAGCUGUUCACAAUCCCUCUCUGAGGGGAAAAUGAACAUGGGGGAUUUCAUAUGUGAACAACCUGUGUCUGCUGUUGAUAUAUCUUCGAAUAUUGACCCAGUUCCCAAGGAAAAUGUGAUAUCCGCAGCAGCUAUUGGUGAUACCAAUGUUGAUUCUUCUGUGGUUUGCCCAAUGAAUAUUGACACAUCUCUGAGUAACCAAGUUACAAUUGUGCAGGACAAUGAGAUUGUGACAAAGAGUUGCCGACAGGAUGUAGAUACGUCCUCAGCAGAUGAGGUGGAAAAAAUCAUAGAUCAAUCUCCUGAUGAACCUGUUGAUAGGUCAGUCUUACAACAAACAUCAGGGUCAAAAGCUGUGGCCAAUUCUUCAGUGGAUGCUUCUCAGUCUGUCCUUGUGGAAGAGGGAACCAUAUCUGAAACUGCAAUUUUACCCUCAUCGUCCUUUAGCAUAGAUGAUAACAAGGUCUCAUCCAAAACCUGUGCAAUUAGUAACUCUGAAACUCUGGAAGAGGCAAUGGAGGAGGGUGCGACUGACCGCUCUGAAUUCCUGCCCCCAGAGAAAGGUGCAGAGGAGAGCUGUAGGAAUGCCACUGAGGUUCCCUCUACAGUUCCAGUGCUGCUUCAGGAAUCGAUUGAUUCUGAAGGUGACCACCGUGAUCAAGGCAAGUCACAGGUUGGUGGGAUACCUGAAAAUCAUGAAACUGGAAUGCUUGCUGCUCCUAAAACAUCUGAAGGGGGGAAUGAGGUUGAGACCUUUUCUGAUAAAGGUCCACUAGGAUCAUCUGAUGCUUGGGAUGAAUCAAAAGGAUUAGCUGAUAUGGAGAAUCAGACAGAAGCCAUUCAGAACCAUGCUGCUGAAAUUGAUGUCCCAUGUACAUCUGCAUCAGGGGACAAGGCCGAGGGUGAACCUAAAGGAUUAGCUGAUAUGGAGAAUCAGGCAGAAGCCAUUCAGAACCGUUCUGCUGAGAUGGAUGUCCUGUGUUUGUCUGCAUCAGGGGUUAAGGCCGAGGGUGAAUCUAAAGAAGUAGCUGAUAUGGAGAAUCGGGCGGAAGCCAUUCAAAACUGUGCUGCUGAGAUGGAUGUCCCAUGUACAUCUGCACCAGGGGACAAGGCCGAGGGUGAAUCUAAAGGAUUAGCUGAUAUGGAGAAUCUGGCAGAAGCCAUUCAAGAUUGUGCUGCUGAGAUGCAUGUCCCGUGUGUGUCUUCACCAGGGGACAAGGCCGAGGGUGAAUAUAAAGGAUUAGCUGAUAUGGAGAAUGAGGUAGAAACCAUUGAGAGCUGUGCUGCUGAGAUGGAAGUGUCAUGUUCCUCUGCAUCAGGGGACAAGGCAGAGGGUGAGAAUGUUUUAGUUGGCACGAAGGAAAAAAUUCUGGUGUCAGAAGACACUGAAGCUUUUGCAGUUGAUGAAACAGAUGUUUCUAAUGGCGGUCCAGCUGUGCCCGAAACAACAUCAGCCAAUGGGGCUCCACUUCCAUGUUCUUCGCUGAGAGUGGGUGAACCUUUCGUGGGGCAUGAUACUAAAGGAACUGAAACUGGUGUCGCCAACCAUGAUAAUCAAGCCAUACGGCAAAAUGCUCUGAAAGAUGCAGAAGAGUGCUCUUCUUCUGCAGCCGCUGACAUAAUUGAAAAGAGCUCACCUCAGAAGGAUGUCAUUGAAUCUUCUCCGUUGCUGCCGCUGGAAACAUCUGUUGAUGGGGUUCCACCUCCAUGCUCUUCAGUUGCUGAGGGCGAACGUGUAGAGAGUUUGUCUGAUGAGGCUUUGGUUGAUUCUGCUGUGAAGCUUGGUACUAAAAAUUCUGAAGCUUCCCAGGAUAAUCUAGUUUUGCAAGAAAAUGCAUUGAACGAAAUGGAAAAAACCCUUCCUUCAGCAACUGAGGAUAGAGUUGCAGUGUGCUCACCUGAGAAGGAUAAUUUAACAACUGCUUGCUCAGAAGCACCCCAGGAAUCCGAAAAGUAUGAAAAUGUGCAGAACCGGUCUGAGGAAGAACCUGGCCAGAGUUCAGUGGCUGAAGAAACCAAAAAAGACUGAAACUAAUUGUAAUCAACUAAUCAUUAUUACACAAUUUGAAUAUUAACUAUAUUUUGAUAUUUAAAAUAUCCAUCAAUUUAUAAUCAUUUUUUUAUAUAA